AUGAGCAUCGAGCUAAAGCUGCAGAGCUUGGCUGGUUACAGAGAUCACCUGGCAUCUCAAUUCAAAGACAGAAUGGCAAAUUGGACUCUGCAAGAAUUGAGCCGGGAUCACCUGGCAGACAUUCUAUGCAUACAACUGGACGGGAUGGAUCAGGGCAAGUAUGCCCUCCCCCGGGACCCCGAGCUACGGACUUCAGCAGCAAUGAGCAGCGUAUACCGUCCCAGGAUAAAGCUUCACGGUGUUUGGUGCUUCGGCUACACACUCCAGUUGUUCUUGCUGGACGAGCCGACAAAGCACGACUCAAACUGCAUCCAGGAAUGUCUGGCCCGGACACUGGAACGAGUGUCGCAGCUAUGCGAGGAGAAGGGAGAGCAGAUGCCACGGAAUCUGAGCGUGUGGGGCGACAACACGGUACGGGAGCUGAAGAACCAGCACCUCUUAAAAUAUUUCAGCUUUCUCGUCGCCAAGACAAAGUUCAGAUCCACGGCGAUGUGUAACCUUCGCAAAUCCCACUCGCAUGACCGCAUCGACCAGCUUUGGGGAAUAUUUGCGAGGCGUGUCCAACUCUGUCAGCACUUACAAACGCCGGAGGACAUCCUGGAAUGUUUGCUGGACGAGGUGAGGAAACCAUCGCUCCAGGAGUGGAUCGGCAGCGAAGUCCAGAUUUGCAGACUCAACGCUGUGAGAUCUUGGUCUGAGCACUGGGCGCCAGCGGGGAUGCAGUAUGCAGGCGGAUUGAAGGAGGACGCCCAUGCCAACCAUUGCUUCUUGCUAUCCCAGCGCAGAGGCCAAGGAUAG
Molecule: messenger RNA, 798 nt
Organism: Symbiodinium sp. CCMP2456
Lineage: Eukaryota; Dinophyceae; Suessiales; Symbiodiniaceae
Source: the annotation of a GenBank genome assembly